This is a messenger RNA of Penicillium odoratum, 1344 nucleotides long. RefSeq lists its product as uncharacterized. The coding region runs from base 1 to 1344 and encodes 447 amino acids. The record is from RefSeq and is a predicted model, not a curated record. The transcript has a single exon. Lineage: Eukaryota; Fungi; Ascomycota; Eurotiomycetes; Eurotiales; Aspergillaceae.
AUGUCUUUAACACCACCGAACUCCAAAAGAACCACAUUGCAGGAGGACCUUGGGCGAGUGUUGAAACAACUCAACGCACUUGAGGUCGGGUCGCUCCCAAUAGAGAUCAACAGCGCUGUCGACUGUGCAAGGGCUGCCGCGCAUGACACUACCCAAGACGAAGCCGGGAAAGUUUUAGCCCUGACUAUCCUCGCUGCCGCCCUUCAAAAGCGGUACCAAGUUUCUACACCAAAGAAUCCUACUGAUCUGGAAGAAGCUGUCGACGUGACGCGAGCUGCCGUGGAGAUAACUAUUCGACGAUCCCAGGAAUCUUCGAUCAAAGACUCGCAAGUUUACUUCAUAAAUCUGGAACGCGCCCUCUGCUUUCGAUACGGGACAAAAGAAGAAGCACAUAUUGAAGAAUGCGUCGCUAUUGUAAUUCCCCUUCUCAACCUUGUCCAGCAGGGCAGCAAGUGCCAUGCUUUCACCUUGAAGAUACUCUCUUCUUUGUACAGUGCCGGUUAUAAUCGGACAAAGAAUCCAAAGUAUCUCGACGACGCAAUCGAUGUGACAAAUUCUGCGAUCUCCAUAAUCCCAGAAAAGCACCCCUUUGUAGCUGUCAUGCUGAAAGUUCUCGCCAAGUUACAUGACCAGCGUUUUGAGAAGACAAAUCUCCUGUCUGACCUGGAAAUCUUCAUCAGUACACUUCAAGAGUUAUCUGAAGCACAUAAUGAUACUCUCAAAAAGUUUGAUGUCGUCCACGAGCUCGCCUGUGCAUUUGAACGUCGCCAUAAGCUCACAGAAAACAUAGAAGAUCUGGAAAAGGCGAUUGAUUACGGGACUGCAGCUGUCAAACUGGCCCCGAAGAGCUCAUUAAAAGGCCACCCGAUUUCCGCAAGAGAUAUAAGCGUUCAUAAUCUGCGAAUCCACGUGAAAGACUAUUUCAGGAAAACAGGAAACAUCCCUGAAAUCGAUGAAGACUUUCUUGAGGGAGCAGGCAUUGUUGGGAUGCUUGUCAAUUUGGACAGCGAUAAUAAGACACAGCAGCGACACAAGAUCGCUAAAGCGCUUCAGAAACUCUAUGAAAAGACAAACAGGGUUUUUGACAUCGAGCAAGCCCUUCGUCUGACAUUGACUGCGAUGCAGUCAAUCGAUGACUCGCAGGAUGAAUGGGGAGCAAUUCAGGAUACUUUCAAAGCUCAUUUCCGUCUUUGGUCAGAACAUACUGGCAAGAUGCCCGAUUGCGAGAUAACGAUAAUGGCCUUUGAACGUAAUGGAGGCACUUAUAUCCCACCGGAAUCGACGGCGGACUUGGGCCUUAGCGUUCCACUCAUGAUAUUCAGCGGCGAGCUACCUGUGGAAUAG